Drosophila suzukii is the source of this 319-nucleotide messenger RNA. RefSeq lists its product as uncharacterized. NCBI's taxonomy places the organism in Eukaryota, Metazoa, Arthropoda, Insecta, Diptera, Drosophilidae. The record is from RefSeq and is a predicted model, not a curated record.
AUGUUUAAGGAGCUCGUUUUGUGGAUGCAUCGUAUGGCCCACGACUUUUGCUUGGCUCGUCCAGUGACUCCGCCACCUCGGCAUGGCUGUCGUGUGCCAGUGCAGAAUGGGUUCUUCGCCAAUUUGAUAUUCUUUGUUGCCAUUGUGACGCCGUUGUACUUCUGCCUGCUGAAGGAUGUGAUAGCCAUGAUCACUGGGCCCAAGAAGCGCUAGAUUUCCCCAGGAUAUUACCUCGUUUUAAGUCAUAGCUUGGUCAGUCAAUGUAGUUAAUGUUAAAAGCCACCCUUAUCAAAUACAUUUUGUGGCAUCGUUUGCGAGU